This is a messenger RNA of Hippopotamus amphibius kiboko, 1785 nucleotides long. It is a transcript of the gene ADPRHL1, whose product is annotated as ADP-ribosylhydrolase like 1. NCBI's taxonomy places the organism in Eukaryota, Metazoa, Chordata, Mammalia, Artiodactyla, Hippopotamidae. Gene Ontology annotation, biological process: protein de-ADP-ribosylation. The record is from RefSeq and is a predicted model, not a curated record. The transcript is spliced from 7 exons. The coding region runs from base 18 to 1082 and encodes 354 amino acids. Gene Ontology annotation, molecular function: ADP-ribosylarginine-[protein] hydrolase activity; magnesium ion binding.
GCAGCUGCCGGGCAGAGAUGGAGAAGUUUCGGGCGGCGAUGCUGCUGGGGGCCGCGGGGGAUGCGCUGGGGUACAGAUACACCUUCCCGGACAAUAGCGCCUCGGGCGCCAGGGUCCAGGAGGAGCUGGGGAAGAUGGGGGGGCUGGACCAGCUCGUGCUCUCGCCGGAGAAGUGGCCGGUGAGUGAGAACACCAUCACGCACAUGACGACGGCGGGGGCCCUGGUCACAGACUUCUGGUGCCUGGACGACCUGUACCGCGAGAUGGUGCGGCGCUACGUGGACGUGCUCGAGAAGCUCCCGGAGCAGCGGGCGGACCCGGCCACCGUCGAGGGCUGCUCACAGCUGAAGCCGGACAACUACCUCCUGGCCUGGCACACGCCUUUCAACGAGAAAGGCUCGGGCUUUGGCGCCGCCACCAAGGCGAUGUGCGUGGGCAUGCGGUACUGGCAGCCGGAGCGCGUGCAGACGCUGGUGGAGGUCAGCGUGGAGUGCGGCCGCAUGACGCACAACCACCCGACAGGCUUCCUUGGGGCCCUGUGCACGGCCCUGUUCGCAUCGUACGCCGUCCAGGGAAAGCUGCUGGAGCAGUGGGGACGAGACAUGCUGAGGACGGUGCCCCUGGCCGAGGAGUACUGUAAGAAGACCAUCCGGCACCUGGCAGAAUACCAGGAGCACUGGUUUUACUUUGAAGCUAAAUGGCAGUUUUACUUGGAGGAGAGAAAACUCAGUGAGGACACGGAGAACGAGGCCAGCUUUCCCGACCGCUACGACGCGGAGGAGCGGGACAAGACCUACAGGAAAUGGAGCUCGGAAGGUCGAGGGGGCCGGCGGGGCCAUGACGCCCCCAUGAUUGCCUACGACGCCCUCUUAGGAGCCAAGGGCAGCUGGACCGAGCUCUGCCGCCGGGCCAUGUUCCACGGAGGUGAGAGCGGGGCCACGGGGGCCAUCGCCGGCUGCCUGUUCGGGCUGCUGCACGGCCUGGACGCCGUCCCCGCGGGCCUGUACCGCGAGCUGGAGCACCAGGAGGAGCUGCGGCGCCUGGGCGAGGCGCUCUACCGCCUGUCCACCGAGGAGAAGUAACGCCUUUUCCCCACCGGGGCCCCGGGGGCCACGCACAGCGCAUGUGACAUCUUAACUUUCCCUCCUGACGCGCGUCCUAAUUGCUAUAUAAAAUACAUUGUUUGUCCUAUGAGAAUAUUCUUCCUGCCCUGACCACGCCUUGUGCCUUCUUGAUGUCACUCUGGACUCGACAGCCUCCAACCUCCACAUACGAGGUCGCGGAGGGUCUCUUGGACACUCGGUGUAUUUUAUUCCGUUGCAAAACUAAUGCCGUUUGCUCACUGACUCCAACAGCACUAACCACGACGGCUCCGCGUGGACGGCCUCCUCCACCUGCAGGGCGGCCAGCACGCACUGUUUCUAGCUCUUAGACGUGCACUUCAACACCUGCACACGUCUGGCGCCCCAGCCUCGCGGGGCCUCGCCCGGCGCCGCAUCCGCAUCCUCACCCGGUGUGUCCAGAGCAGAAGGAAGAGCGGCCGGUGUUGGCGCCUGCGGGGCGCCCCACGCACUGCGUUUAACCUCCAGCCCGCGUGUUUACUCUCGCUAGACGUAACACGAGCCCCUCUGGGAACAACUAACUGAUGAAGCCAGGAAAUGGGGGCCUCCUGCGGCCCCCGCCCGGGGCUCACUGACGAGGACAGAGCUGGCCCGUCCUCUGUGCCCGGGGCUCCUCUGCCUACGGCCUUGAGCAAGAGGACACUUGCUCUUGUUAAAAAUAACC